This is a messenger RNA of Astrephomene gubernaculifera, 5533 nucleotides long. Lineage: Eukaryota; Viridiplantae; Chlorophyta; Chlorophyceae; Chlamydomonadales; Astrephomenaceae. The record is from the annotation of a GenBank genome assembly.
AAGCGAAACGAAUUUACUGACUAAGCUGUGUAAAUAAUGCGCAAGUACCUAGACCCGGCGUACCGGUAUCCUGCCAAGCUGCCUCCAAGGCUAAGCCUGACCGGGCAGGGUUGCACGCAGUGUCGGCCUUGCGACCAACGAUAUAUAUUUAACGCCCUAAAGAAUGUGUUUAGCUUGUAAUAUGGCGGUUUGGAGGCGCCUAGCAUGAUGUUCUUAAGACAGAACAAGCGACGUUACGCAUACUGCCCCCCAUCUAAGCAAAGGCGAGAGACAGACGCUUUCCUGCCUCGUACAGCAUCCCAACGUACGUGUAUCCGAACGUGGGCCAACUACUCCCGACUCGAUGAAACUGGUAGCGCAAAGGCUCCGAUAGACACGCUGCGUAGUCUCAGUUAAACAUACAAAAUGGAGCACAACGGCCGCCAGAAGCGAACGCCAGCUGCUGCGGGUGUUGGCCCGACACCCCUGGCGCUUAGGCCGCGCGUCAACUUUGGGAAACUUGAUAUCGCAUCCCUAAGAAGAUAUUCACGUAUUCAUAAGCUGGUCGGCGUACCACCGGCUGCCACAAAGGACCAACUUGUGGCUGCUGUCACGCGCCAUUUCGCUGCUCAGGUGGUAAAUGAUGAGCUCAAAGUAAUCGCAGCCUUUGUCACAGCGGUCCAACGGCGUCAAUCGCUUGCACAGCAGCCAGGGCGAAAAUGAAGCAUGGCAAGGACGCUUGACGUAGCGGCUAUGGAGGGCGGCUGCUUUCAGUUGACCCAUUGGGGAAUAAUGUCCUGGGUAGGGGUAGGGGCACACAGCUUAAGGGCACGGUGUUCCUUUGGUGUAAUACCCUGACACAACAGGAACACGCGACCAUGUAGGAAGUAGGAAACACGUUGGGACGUCUUGGGUAUGUGGGGCAGAUGAGGUUAGCGGGUAGGAAGUUGGAUACUGCGGGAACUUGCAGGCGCGCGUUUGGCUUGGGAAGGACGUAAGCUACCGCGCUUCCCAAAGGCGGAGUUGCGCAUGUCGUCCUUUGCAUAUUGCUGGGUGUCGGCAAUCCGGUGUGGCUCGCCAUUUACGUGCAUGUUGGUUCAAGGUUCAUAAUCAAUGUCCAUUUUGUUGUAUGUAUCUAUGCACUUAACUAAAACUUGGCGCAGAUGCCUCUAUCCAAUGUAUGGUAGUUGACAGUAGGUUGACCACACAACGGAGGCUGCAUUGUUGACAGGCCUUCUGAUAUUGUAGCGGGGUGAAGUAGUACUUGGGUUCUGACGCUGUGACAGGCCCCGACUGCAGCCACCGAACGCGCUUGCUCUGCUUUGCCUAUCCAAGCAGCGACAGGCGUGAACAUUGGUUUGGGCAGCUGCGGGGCUAUGCUUACUUGCAAGGACGUGUUAUUGUGUUUGCUGUGGGCACUUCGGACAAUGAUGACGUCCUUCAUCAGGCUAUAACUGUCAUGUGGGGAGGCAUGGUGCUUGGUUACCCUGCGGUUUCCAAACCCUGUGCUUGGUAAUCUGUGCUUAGGGCCUACUAAAGGCUGUUGCCUGUGGUUUUCGUUUCAAUAGGGUCUGUGGACCAUUAAGCGUUUAGGUGGCUUUGCCCCUGCUUCGUGCUGGAGUGGCUGGGGCGCUCCUCGCUCGCUGAUUGCUUAUGAUGGCGGGCAGUUGUAUGGGACGAAGAUCAUGGUUGGCAUCGCAGGGUUUGGACCAGAUUUUGUUAUCGUUUCUUCAUAUAUUAGUGCCAUCCUUGCAUGGAUGGAUGGCGCAGCACCCGCACAAUCGCUCGUUUGAUCCAAAUUCGUACUCUGACGAUAAGCCGUCAGAUGGAGAUGGUGAAAUAUACAAGUACGUAUGUAAGCGCAGGCCUCCGGUAGGUAUAAGAUAUUCACAAUGAUUUGACUGAUGUCUUCCCGUUCAUGAAAUCGUACUGCAGCUGGAGACCAUGAACUUUCAGGAGCUUCGUAUCAGUAAUAGGGAAAAUUGUAACAGAUGAUUGGAUGAGGUAUUUGGCACAGGCAUCUCCCAACCUAGUUCCCUACGGCUUUAUGCAUCGCUAGGCGGAAACGGUUUCCUCUGCAAUUAGGCAUUAGUCUUGGAUGAAGAGAAUUACGCUAGAGGGUUGGCUUAAAACUGGAUCACUCGUCUUAACUACGGAAUACCGGUAGCCAUGGCGGGGUCGGAACUGUUCGAGCUUGACUUUGAAGGAGCUGCUGAAGCACAGCCAGCGCACUCGGCUGCAACAUCGACGCCAAACGACAAGUACCUUCAACCGAAUGAAACGCCCCCGUCUGCGGGCGUCGGUAUGGCGCAACCCGUUCGCUCGCGGGCACCCCGACUUAUCGCAGAGGACCCGGAAAAAAGACGCAUAGUAGGACGUCCAGCAGCUGCUGCUCACAGCGACAAACCACCCAGCGCUAAUGCGCCUGAGGAAUCAACGAGCGACGUCUCUGUCCCUGAGCAGUCGAUCGCCCCGACACCUCCCGCACCGCCAGUGUUCGAAGGUGCCGGACUAGCAGAGGCGGGCACGCUCCGCAAACAGGCCCCGGGCCAGGAGGAGGAGGACGAUGAGUUCAACUACGCCUUCGAGGGCGGGCAGCGCGAGGGCGGAUUCCACAAGCAGGUGUUCCGACCCAAGGCCAUGCCUGCGCACCUGGUUAGCAAUGUGAAGCAGCGGCUGAACACGGAGGUCCUAGCAGAGGAAGAAGAGGAGGAGGAAGAAGAAGAGGAGGAGGAGGAGGGCUGCAGCGGUGCAGUGGGGGAGGCUGGGCGGGAGGAGGAGGAGGACGAAGGGCAACUGGAGGAGGAGGAAGAGGACAAACAGCAGUCCAGAAGCAGGGAUGCCGGCAAAAUGAACUCCUGGACUACCUUUGCGGUUUCGGAGGGCAACAUUGACACUCUGGGAGACGAAGCGGCGGCGGCGGUGGCGGCGGGAGCCGGCGGGUCGGGCUCUGUCACAGGUUCGGGCAGCGGGCUGGCGCAUGGGUUGCGCGGGGAGCUGGUGGGGGCGGCUGGGAGCGCGACAGUUGAGGAUCUUCCUUCGUACAAGGUCAUACACGCGCUGCAAGGCGCCAGCAACCCAGGAGGGACGUCGGGGUCGGGGCGGCUGUCGGCCACUCACUCGGCGGGUCCCUCCUCAAGUCGGGGCAUGUCGGGGGCUCAGGUGGAGUCCCUCGGAGCCCCCGCGGACACCUCCCCCAGGCCCGGCAGCAUCAUCAGCACCGCACAGUUGACAGGCCUCCUGGGCCAGGGCGCGCUCUCCCCUCGUACACACAACCUCGACCACUCUCCACCGCAAAACCAACAGCAACCGCAGCAGCACCAACCGCUCGCACUGGCAGCGGCAGCCCCCUGCAAGGGCACCCUCUCACCCUCGUCGCCACCACAAGUGAAGGACACACCCGCGCUGAGCGUCGUACCGCCCACGCCACCGCCGCUGCCAUCCCCUAGCUCAGCUGCAGCAGCAGGAGUGGCAGCGGCUGCAACGCCUCGAAGCAGCGGCCCCUUGUCUCCCAGUACAAUCCGUUUGGAGCCCACAUCACCAGCACCGCCGCAACAGCAGCAGCAGCGGCUGCAGCUCUCACCCGCUGGCCGCACGGCAGCAGCGGCGGCGGCGGCACAGCCGUCACCGUCGGCUCGCUCUGCUGCCGCCACGGCAGGGGGUUCGGUGGCAGGAGGUGCGGCGGUGGAUGACGAGUGGGAGGCGGCGAACAGGGAGCGCAGGAUGGAGAUGGAACGGCCGCAGAUGUCCUCAGGCGGUGGCGGCACGCCCCAUGCCACCGCCAGCACCCUGCUGACCUACCCCGAGGCUAUGAUGUACUACAUGUCCUUGGACACCUCGAUGACCCGUGGGUCGGUCCUGGCCUCGCUGCCGCCGCCGCCCGGCUUCUUCGCGCGGCUGCUGUGUCUGGGGCCCCCGGACCUCAGACCGCCCUUGCUUCGAGAGCAGCUGCUGCAGCUGCUGUCUCUGGCGCGGGUGCCGUUUGACAACGAGGACUUGAUGCACGUGCGGCUGCUCAACUCCCUGUAUGCUGCGUUUACUGGCAAGAGCCCCGACCAGCCUCGGUACGGCAGCCACUGGGCGGAUGUGGGCUUCCAGGGCCAGGACCCCGCCACCGACCUCCGCGGCAGUGGGAUGCUGGGGCUGCUGCAGCUGCACUUCCUGGCGCACUGGGACAGCGGCGCUGCCCAGAAGAUGUACGCCCUCUCUCGCCACCCGGUUCACGAGUUCCCGCUGGCCAUUGUGUCCAUCAACGUCACCCGCUGGACGCUGACGGCUCUUCGCUCCGGCUCGCUGCACCGCGCCGCCAACAGCCGCGGCUCUAGCGUGGAGGCGGCGCAGCAGUUCUACGCGGGCGCCAUGGUCACCUUUUACGAAACCUGGCAGGCGGGUGGGAAGACCAUGGCGGACAGCGGGCAUGUGCUGAAGGAGGUGGAGGCCCUGGCGCUGAAGAGGCCGGGAGCAAUGCUGGCGGCAGCGGAGCGGACUGACCUGCCCGACCCGCCGGUCGUUGCUUGAGCCGCCACCAUCUGCCUCAAGGGAGGUGGAGGGGUGGCUCUUGGAUACCGUACACAGCAUCGACAGGGCACGGCAACAAGGGACGUGGCGAUAAGGCCAAUAUGAUGGUCGUUAUGUAGAGGGGAUGGCAACGUUUGGGGCGUCACGUUUGUUCGGUUCCCUUUAUUGUUGGGUAAGGUACCGGUGCCCUCAUCUUGGCGUUAUACCACUCUCUUUUCAGGCCUCUUGCAUCUUGUAGCGCGUUGGAUAUCCUAUAUGCUAUGCUAUCAAGUGGUUUCUUAAGUCCGUGUCAUGUGGAGAGCCGGUGGGUUUAAACCGUUAACCGCUGUUGCACUCGAGUGGGAGAACAGUGUUGCAAUGGGCAAUGGACUGAAUGCGACCAAACGAGUGAGUGGAGGCUGUGUUGGUGACGGCGUAUGGUGCUCCAGCUGGAUGAUUGGAGACGGUGAGAGGGACGCCCAUGCAAUGGCCUUAUGAGCGUUUUACAUGUCCUUGUGGGGGGUGGCGACUUUGGCCGUUGACCGGGGCCAGAGGUCUGUGCUUGACUGUUGGUGAACUAACCUAUCCAACUGAUGUUUGCGGUAGCAGAAAAAGAGCCUUGCUGCCGAGCUCAUGUCAUGCCUCUUCACUCCCUCCAUUGAGUGUGGGUUUGUUGUUAAGUUUUAGGUCAGUGACGACCGGGAAUGCAGUUGUGCGCAUGCACUUUGGACUUAAAUUGACCGCAUGUUGAGUGUUUUAGAAGCGUUGUGUACCGGUAUCCCACCUUGCUCCUUGCGUGUGGUUGUGUAAGCGUGCCUACCGAUUUCACAGUCGCUACAUGCGCUUUUUACAGCGUGGUGAGGGCAUGGGGUAGGGUAGUCUGCUGAUAAUCAGUGCCUUUGGGCAGUAUGCGCGUGUUCUUGGUCGGAAAUGUGACGCAAGAAGUUAUGGCACCCUGCACCAGAGCUGGAUGGCGGACGAAGCCGGGCCCAUCCUUUAAUACCGCUACCCUCGUCAUACGUAAGCACACUAAGGACCGAAGGACGCGUGCGACGGU